AUGUCUAAACAGGAUACGGCAACGUUCUUUUCGCAGGGGACGUCAGCACAGUUCGACUACGUGCUGGCUCUAUAUCCGCAGGUAUUAAAGCUACGAGCAGAAAACAAAUGCAAAAAGCCGGACGAGUUGAUCCGGCUGGACGACUGGUACCAGAACAAGCUGCCUCAGCUGAUCAAGAAGCGUGGCAAGGAUCAGUACAUGGUGCACGAGGAGCUGGUAAAAACCAUGAAGUGGAAACAAACUCGCGGCAAGUUUUACCCGCAACUAUCCUAUCUGAUCAAAGUAAACACACCUCGGGCAGUGCAGGCGGAAACGAAAAAAGCGUUCCGUAAACUGCCCAACCUCGAACAGGCCAUUACAGCGCUAUCGAAUCUGAAAGGCGUCGGCACAACGAUGGCGUCGGCUUUGCUUGCAGCGGCCGCCCCGGAAACGGCCCCCUUCAUGGCGGACGAAUGCCUGAUGGCAAUACCGGAGAUUGAAGGCAUUGACUACACGACGCGAGAGUAUAUGAACUUCGUGCAACACAUCCAGACCACGACAGAUCGAUUAAAUCGCGAAUGUCAUCCAGCUGACAGCCUGCCAGAACAAUCGACCGGUAGUAGCAAAGCUUCUCCCCUCAAAAGAACGGGCAAUGGGACGGCGGCUAAAGAUGGCAACACGGACGACAGCGGUUCGUGUUCUUCCGAUGGCGAUUCUUUAAGUACAACGCCUGCAAAAAAGAACAAGCUUGACACAUCAAAGGCAGGACUGCAGCCGCAUGAGAAAAAAUGGUCUCCACACAAGGUGGAGCUCGCGCUCUGGACACAUUAUGUCGCCAGUGAGUUACAACCGGACAUACUGGAGCACAUACCAGAAAAUGGGAAGUCUGUUACCGAUGCAUCGUCCUCCAAUACGGUAGAUCUUAACAAACCCGCGACACCCAGUAAUCCGCCUGAAUCGGACGCAUCCUUGACAACAAACGGAACUGCCACCAACAGUAUGCUGGCGCAAAACAACCAUGUGAGCGAGGAAGCUUCGGACGAUAGUAACUUUGACACCGAGCACGAUAAAAGUGCACUCGGGUCAGACGAAUCGUCUAAGGAUCACAAAUUCACCCUGGACAGUUUAGAUGAUUGUACCAAGUCUGAGGACAGUAUAGAACGACCCAGCGCUACUGUAAUCAACACUGGCAAAACACCGCUCUCGGGAAACAUGCGAAGGAAAGCUGCGCUAAACAGUGGCCGCAAUGCGGUGCCAGCAAUGGUGGUCAGUGAUGACUCGCUCAGUAGUCCCAAACCAGCGAUCGAAGGAAAAGCGAACAGUUCCGAUGAGGAGGACGACGAAGAUGACGAGGAGACAGUUCCACCGCGCAGCAAGAAGACUAAAGUUGAUUAAAAGUCUAAAGCAACCAUAAUGCUAACGCAAUUUGUUGUAAGCGAUGCUCUUUUUCUAUUCGCAACGAUACACUCGAGAUACCUGCUGCUUGUGAAGGUGAUGUGUACCGUCUCUUUGGUAGAUGAUCUGGCCCGAUUAUCCAUGGGUUAAAUAAUUUAUUCCCUUUGUAUUCCCAAAGUUUGAUCGUGCCAGAACGAUACGUGACAAAAAUAAAAUUUUCGUACUUGAAACAUAAUUUGUUGUCCUACGCAUGCAAGCUAAUGUAUCAAUUUUGUAGGACUCUACUGCCAUAGACAUUCCACCUUUAGUUUGGACAAUGCGGAUGAAGGUUAUAAACCUAGCUCGGUUCUUCAACUAAUCCUCUUUUUGCACUGAAAGUUAUAGUUGAAAUCGAUGGAAUUGUACAAUGACGUAUAUGUUGUCUUUAAACAACCAAUUAUAAAACAUAUUUAAAAGUACAUGAAUGUCGACGUUCGUCUUAAAAUAUAUUUAAUCCUGCACUGAUUUGAAUAAAGAUUUGCUUCAUCAUGCUCGUUCUUAGGAUAAAUUUUACGUUCAAAAUGCAAUUUAUCCCAUGAAUGAUUUUCGGAAGAUAUGCGACGUCGAAAACUAUAAUCCUUAACUUAUUAAACAUCUUAUCAACUAUCUUUUUAAUUCGUUCGAUUGCGUAUGAGUAUAAUUGAUUACAGGUCCUUUUAUAACUUAAUUCCUUCAACCAUGAUGCCAACUCCUUGGGAAAAAUCGCAUAUAGAUUUAUAGAAACUCCUAAUGUACCAAAUUCCGGCAAUAAAUCAGAGGUCAGAAAACGGAUAAAUCAGUAGUUGAAGGCUGUACCAUUCUAGUAAAAAAAUCAUUUGACACACAAUUAUUAUGGUAGACAUCACAGCCGCAAGUACACGCAUAUACAAAAUCGUUAGGAACUAGAAAUCAAACUAGCUUAAGAGGUUAGAGAAAGAAAACACAGUUGAUAAAUAUAUAGAAAAUGCAUUUGAAAGUCAAGUCUAACACAUAAAAACCCUAAAUCCAUCAGGCAUGCUUUGAUACAUCAGACGAGAACGGAUAAAUCACGAACAGCCUUUCAAAUGUGGCAAAAAAAGAUGUAAUGAGCCAAACAGAUUUUGUACGAUCUUGAGAGAUGGACAAAAAAUACCCAUGAAUCAGCUCAAAACAAGGAAAACGGAGCAAAAACACAUCAAACUAAACCAGAAUUGAAGAAACCCGGCUGGCAAAAGCAGGAUAAGCAUGUAAAAUUGAUAAAAAAUAGUAAUAAAACGCAAAUUCAUACUAACGGUCCCAGACGCAUCACGGAAACAUAUAAA
Molecule: messenger RNA, 2693 nt
Organism: Anopheles moucheti
Lineage: Eukaryota; Metazoa; Arthropoda; Insecta; Diptera; Culicidae
Exons: 1
Coding region: 1-1374 (457 amino acids)
Source: RefSeq, a predicted model, not a curated record